GUGAAAUUUCCGAAAGCACCUGAACGUAGCAAAAGCAGUGACGGAGGACAGUCGGAAAGCGGCAGGGAGCUGCCCGCAUCGUUUCGUGCCGUCGCUGGACAGAAAGCUCCGUAUCCGCGGAGGCAUGGAGACGCCGGGGAGAAUAUCAGCCUCGACGGAUGCUCUGGAUUUCACUGUGGAAAACGUUGAGAAGGCCCUCCAUCAGUUGUACUAUGAUCCCAAUAUUGAAAACAAGAAUUUGGCCCAAAAAUGGCUAAUGCAAGCCCAGGUAUCACCUCAGGCCUGGCAGUUCUGUUGGAUUCUACUGAGCCCAGAUAAGGUGCCAGAGAUCCAGUACUUUGGUGCUAGUGCACUUCACACCAAAAUAUCGAGGUACUGGUCAGAUAUCCCCACGGAUCAGUACGAGUCUUUGAAGAGCCAGUUGUUCUCCCAGAUUGCCUGCUUCUCCUCUGGCUCCAAGAUGGUUCUCACCCGACUGUGCGUGGCGCUAGCUUCUCUGGCACUGAACACAAUGCCUGAGGCCUGGCCGGGCGCGGUGGCAGAGAUGGUGCGGGUGUUUCAGGAGGAAGGAGGAGGCGUGGAUGGACGGGCACGCUGCCUGGCAUUGCUGGAGCUGCUCACAGUCCUUCCUGAGGAGUUCCAGACCAGCCGCCUGCCACAGUACCGAAAGGGGCAGGUCCGAGGAGCUCUGGCGCAAGAGUGGGGGUCGGUCUGCCCCCUACUACAACAACUGCUGAGAAGGACGGAUAGCCCCGGGGCAGUUAAAGCUCGCGUGCUGCGCUGUUUGUCAUCAUGGGUACAGCUAGAUGUGCCCCUCAGCGAGAGCGAAGGCCUGGUGCAUGACUGUUUUGGUGCGCUGCCUGACCCAGAGCUCUUCGACACAGCGGUGGAGGCCAUAGUCAACGCCAUUUCACAGCCUGACUCCCAAAGACGAGUCAGUGCAUGUGGCUGAUGCAGGCCCUCGGCUUCCUGCUCUCCGCUCUCCCUGUGGAAGACAUCCUGAGAAACCUCCACUCUCUCAUCACCCCCUACAUUCAGCAACUGGAGAAGCUAGCAGAUGAGACGCCUAACCCUGCAAAUAAAUUGGCAAUUAUCCACAUAUUGGGUCUGCUCUCAAACCUCUUCACUACUCUGGACAUCAGCAAGCAAGAUGAUGAAUCAGCAGAUGGAACGGCCCCCCCUGCUGAAAAGCCGCCCCCCACACCUGGACCCAACCCGGUGGUUGUGGUUUUGCAGCAGGUGUUUGCUCUCAUACAGAAGGUACUGAGCAAGUGGCUGAAUGAUUCCCAGGUCGUAGAGGCAGUCUGUGCCAUCUUUGAGAAGUCGGUGAAGACUCUCCUUCAUGAGUUUGGCCCCAUGGUGUCUCAGCUCAGUGAAAUGCUUGGACAGAUGUACAGCACGAUCCCCCAGGCCUCAGCCCUCGAUCUCACACGACAGAUGGUCCAUAUCUUUGCCAGUGAAGUGGACCACUUCCCACCGAUCAAAGCUCUGUUUGAACUGGUUACCUCGGUAACGCUGUCCAUCUUCCAGCAAGGACCCAGGGAUCAUCCUGAUAUUGUUGAUUCAUUUAUGCAACUCCAAGCUCAGGCCCUCAAACGGAAGCCCGACUUGUUCUUGUCUGAGAGUCUAGAUGUGAAAGCGGUGUUCCACUGUGGAAUUCUGUCGCUAAAAUUUCCUGAAGCUCCAACCGUCAAGUCGACGUGCUUGUUCUUUACCGAACUGCUGCCCCAUUGCUCGGAUGUUCCUCCAGUAGCCAGAGUGAUGCAGGAAGACGGGAAACUGUUGAUACAAGCUGUGUUGGAGGGUAUUGGAGGCGGAGCUUCUCGGAGUCUCAUGGACCAGUUUGCAGAAGUGCUGUUUAGCCUGAACAAACACUGCUUCUCUCUGCUGGCCGUGUGGCUGAAGGAAGUGCUGCAGCCUCCUGGAUUCCCAUCAUCGCGCGUCUCCGCCGAACAGAAAGAGAACUUCUCCCAGCAGAUACUCAGAGAACGAGUGAACAAGAGGAGGGUGAAGGACAUAGUCAAGGAGUUCACACUACUGUGCAGAGGUCUCCAUGGUACAGAGUACGCUGCUGAUUACUGAAACUCUCACCUGUGACCUCACAUCAAGUGGACACCACAGCAAAUCAAUUCGAUCUCCAUGAAGACGCCAUGAAAUGAUUGUACCGAUGAUCCACCCAGCCGCUGGACAACGUACGGAACCAUUCCAGCACAGACCUGCCAUUAGAACAACAAACGCUCAACCCAAGGUGACCCCAGAGCGCCCACCGUCUCCUCCAAUCCUUUUCCUGUGAUAAGAUCGUCUCUGCUCGCUCUUUUCCUUCUUUGAAGAUGUUUGUGCUGGAAGAGCUUGGAGCAGCAGACCCAGCAUGUACCUUACGGCCCCCCUUUACUCCUGCCUUUCUAGAUCUUCCUGUGGUUCCUAGGUUGGUGUUUAGCAUCCAUUGAAAUGGUAGUGAUAUUGUACGUAGAUACUUAACAUUAAUUUCUAUGGUAAACAAAGUACAUUAUAUAAACGUAUAUGUAUGCACACAUAGAAAGAUUCUCAGUCCUGCUGCUGCUAACGAGGGAAAAAAGAAGAAACGAUGGGUGUUUGAAAAUUGGUCAAAUAUUGUUAAUUCCCAUUUAUGGCCAUGUGAUCUCAGCAUUUGCCAAAUUAUACGUUGUUUUUGUGAAUUUUUAGGUAUUUUUAAAGAAGACCCUUGUGUAAUAAUUAACGAAGAGGACAACAUUUGGACUAGUCCGAGUUCAAACCAAACGCUUUGUAUAAGGAGCUCCUGGAGAUCACUGUUUUCCUGCAGUGUCCUUGCGUUGCAGACUCUCCCUGAGGCGAAGCAGGACUGCCUGGAGUAACGCCUGAGGGGAAACGGGAGAAAUCCUAGUAAUUGGAAGGGAGCAGCCAAGAGGAGAAAGAGCUGAGCUUCUGGACGGAUCAGUUCUCAUGACAGUGGACUGCUUAGUCACUGUAAUUGUGCAAAAAUAUUAAUCAACUUGUGCAUAUUAACAGUUAUUGCCGAACACUUUGUGUAUAUGAGUGUGCGAGUGUGUGCAUACGUGUGAGAGCAAAUGUUGUUUUUUUUCCACUUCUUCAGUGCACUUAUAAUGGACCUACCAGAACCAAUGCAUCUUCCUCUCUUCUUUUUGUUAAAGUCGUUCAUUUCCUUUUUUCAAAAAGACUGAAGCAUCCCGUCAUCACAGUGAUGAUCUUUGGCCACCGAGCUUUCUGAUACAAAAUACCUGUGAUGAGCCACCCAGGUUCCCCUCACCCAUUUCAGUCACUGUCUUUGAAAAUAUCAAGAGUUGAGGAGAACAUUCCAGACCACAACUCUGAGAAGUUAUAUAUAUAUAUAUCCUCUUCAGUUCUCGUUCGUUACACCUGAGACUGUAAAAUACACUGUUUAGUGAAAGACGACUUAUAGCACUCAGCGCUGACAUUUACUGCUCCAGAGAUCACUGUUUUCAGCUUAACCCUUCUGUCUUAUCCAAGGUGCCUGCAGACAUGUAGCAUGUAUGUGUUAGUGGUGGGCGGGGCUAAAGGGACAAACCAACUCAGAGUGGAAAGACUCGACUCCAAACCCAACAGCGGAGGCAGGAGUCUGGUCUGAAGCGAGCCGUUUGGCUUCAUUCUAUGAAUGUCCUGAUGUUCACCACUGAUCCUCAAAUCUGUUUGUGGUUCUAGCUUGCAAUGAGAAACUGACCAGUGUUUGUCUUUGGAAGAACUGUGUGUGGAGGAGGAGUGGGAGGAACAAAAUGUACAAUUUUUUUGUUUUUUGUACCUUGACUUUAAUUUAUUAAAUAUAUCCAAGACUGUG
This is a messenger RNA of Oryzias melastigma (Indian medaka), 3811 nucleotides long. RefSeq names its product importin-13. The record is from RefSeq and is a predicted model, not a curated record. Gene Ontology annotation, cellular component: nuclear membrane; cytoplasm. Gene Ontology annotation, biological process: protein import into nucleus. Gene Ontology annotation, molecular function: small GTPase binding. Lineage: Eukaryota; Metazoa; Chordata; Actinopteri; Beloniformes; Adrianichthyidae.